Brienomyrus brachyistius is the source of this 1914-nucleotide messenger RNA. RefSeq names its product chaperonin containing TCP1, subunit 2 (beta) (gene cct2). NCBI's taxonomy places the organism in Eukaryota, Metazoa, Chordata, Actinopteri, Osteoglossiformes, Mormyridae. The transcript is spliced from 16 exons. The record is from RefSeq and is a predicted model, not a curated record. Gene Ontology annotation, biological process: protein folding. Gene Ontology annotation, molecular function: ATP-dependent protein folding chaperone; ATP binding; ATP hydrolysis activity. Gene Ontology annotation, cellular component: cytosol; chaperonin-containing T-complex. The coding region runs from base 87 to 1694 and encodes 535 amino acids.
CGUCAUUACGUCGGCCGCCAUUCUGUUGCCCGGCUAAGUUGCGAAGUAGCUGAGUGUGUCUGGCCUCCAACUACACCGGAGAAAUCAUGGCAUCGCUUUCAUUGGCACCCGUUAACAUCUUCAAAAGAGGAGCUGAUGAGGAAAAGGCAGAGACUGCCCGCCUUUCUUCCUUCAUUGGUGCCAUUGCCAUUGGCGAUUUGGUGAAAAGCACCCUGGGUCCUAAGGGAAUGGAUAAGAUCCUGCUGGGCAGCGGCCGAGAGGGCUCUGUGACCGUGACCAAUGAUGGUGCCACCAUUCUCAAGGCCAUCGGGGUGGACAACCCUGCAGCCAAGGUCCUGGUUGACAUGUCCAAGGUCCAGGAUGAUGAAGUAGGCGACGGGACGACCUCAGUCACAGUGCUAGCGGCAGAGCUGUUGAGAGAAGCAGAACUGCUUAUUGCGAAGAAGAUACACCCCCAGAUCAUCAUCUCCGGGUGGAGGAAGGCCACACAGGCAGCGCGCGAGGCACUCCGGGAGGCUGCUGUGGAUCAUGGGAAUGACCAGGUGAAAUUCCAGGAGGACCUGCUGAACAUUGCCCGCACAACGCUCUCCUCCAAGCUACUGACGCACCACAAGGACCACUUCUCCAAGCUGGCCGUGGAGGCCGUGAUGCGGCUUAAGGGCUCUGGCAACCUUGAGGCCAUCCAUGUCAUUAAGAAACUGGGGGGCAGCCUCACUGAUUCCUACCUGGACGAAGGUUUCCUGCUGGACAAGAAGAUCGGCGUGAACCAGCCCAAGCGCCUGGAGAAUGCUAAGAUUCUCAUCGCCAAUACUGCCAUGGACACCGAUAAGAUUAAGAUCUUUGGCUCCAGGGUGCGUGUGGACUCCACGGCCAAGGUGGCGGAGAUUGAGCUGGCAGAGAAGGAGAAGAUGAAGGAGAAGGUGGAGCGAAUCCUCAAGCACGGCAUCAACUGCUUCAUAAACAGGCAGCUCAUAUACAACUACCCGGAGCAGCUGUUCGCAGCCGCCGGGGUGAUGGCCAUUGAGCACGCGGACUUUGCCGGGGUGGAGCGCCUAGCCCUCGUCACAGGUGGAGAGAUCACCUCCACCUUCGAGCAUCCCGAGCUGGUGAAACUGGGCCAUUGCAAGCUCAUUGAGGAGGUGAUGAUCGGCGAAGACACCCUGAUCCACUUCUCAGGCGUAGAGAUGGGCGAGGCCUGUACUAUAGUGCUGCGCGGGGCCACCCAGCAGAUCCUGGAUGAGGCGGAGCGCUCGCUGCACGACGCCCUCUGUGUGCUCUCCCAGACCGUCAAGGAGACCCGCACCGUCUAUGGAGGAGGCUGCUCUGAGAUGCUGAUGGCCAAUGUAGUGACAGACCUAGCCAACAGAACCCCAGGCAAGGAAGCGGUUGCCAUGGAGUCCUUCGCCAAAGCACUGAGAAUGCUGCCCACCAUCAUCGCAGACAACGCGGGAUACGACAGUGCCGACCUGGUGGCCCAGCUGCGGGCGGCGCACAUGGAGAAGAAGAGCACCUUCGGGUUGGACAUGACCCAGGGCACUGUUGGUGACAUGGCAGAGCUGGGCAUCACAGAGAGCUUCCAGGUGAAGCGGCAGGUGCUGCUGAGUGCCGCAGAGGCUGCAGAGAUGAUCCUGCGCGUGGACAACAUCAUCAAGGCCGCGCCCAGAAAAAGGGUCCCGGACCACCACCCCUGUUAGUGACCUCACGGCGCCACCUGGUGGGGGUUGGGGAGCAUUUGAGGAACCACUGAUGUAGACCUGCCUGUAUUUAUGACUUCCAAGGGCAGCCAUGACGGCCGCUGCCUCGCUCAUGGGCACCAUACAGCACAUACCCUGUGUUUAUGUAACAAUGUCAGAUGCUGUUUUAUUUUGCAUAGUGACCUCAGUUUGUUCUUUAAAUAAAAUACCUGUAAGAGUU